AUGCCAAUAACAACACAAGUCCAGCCAGUCAGUGUCGAUCGCUCGAUAUACCGUUCGAGUAUCCGAUUCGAGGCAGCCGAGUCUCGCGUCCGCUCGUCGAUCCAGAAGGAUCCCCCGAGGUCGCAAUUCCAAGACAAGCCACUUUCCCGGCCUGCGGACAGAGAGUCGUUCGAAUUUUCCAUCACGUCUCAGGUCGGCCCUCACGGUUUCAUGUAUUUCAAUGAAUACAACCAUGGUAGCUGGGUUCCUCUGUACGACCCGCAUACAAUAAAGUUCCAGGUUGCUAAUGGGGACACGAAGAAUCGGAGAGCCAUCAGAUUCAUCUUGGGCAAUCCACUGAUAGCAAUCACAAUGCUACGGCACGAUCUGGAUGCCGGCCUGUCCGUCCCCGUCGAGCUAUACCUUGUAGAGGAGGGCGAGGGCACGAGGAUCGUGUGGUUUAGGCCGAGUGGUCUCGUCGCUGGACAUGGAAGCGCAAAGGCUGAGUUGGUGCAAGCGGCCGAAGCAUUGGACGCGAAGCUCGAGAAGUUUGUCAGGUGGGUUCUAAGUGAGAGCCCCGAAAGUCAGGCGUAG
This is a messenger RNA of Exophiala oligosperma, 573 nucleotides long. RefSeq lists its product as uncharacterized. Lineage: Eukaryota; Fungi; Ascomycota; Eurotiomycetes; Chaetothyriales; Herpotrichiellaceae. The transcript has a single exon. The record is from RefSeq and is a predicted model, not a curated record. The coding region runs from base 1 to 573 and encodes 190 amino acids.